This is a messenger RNA of Podospora bellae-mahoneyi, 1744 nucleotides long. RefSeq lists its product as uncharacterized. The coding region runs from base 572 to 1657 and encodes 361 amino acids. Gene Ontology annotation, molecular function: oxidoreductase activity. NCBI's taxonomy places the organism in Eukaryota, Fungi, Ascomycota, Sordariomycetes, Sordariales, Podosporaceae. The transcript has 2 exons. The record is from RefSeq and is a predicted model, not a curated record.
GUUUUAACGGUGAUGCCAUCACUUUUACCAGUGGCAACUCUUUUGCUUUUUUUCUUUCUUAACAAUAUUUUAAUUUGUCCUGGAGAACCCUUUCAGGAUGUCUGCAUUACGGUCAACUUCCCAACUGACGAAUUAACCCCGACCCCUCAUCUCCUCGCGUUCGCUUCUUUUUCUCGCUUCCGGUUGAGUUGCAUGUCAGGGUAGUAUUGCACGGCGACCUGUUACUAAAACAUCUCCAGUGGACCUAAAUUUCAAUAGUGGCCCCCUCCCCUCUCUUUCCCUGAGUUGGCUAACUAUGACCCUAGGCGCAUAAGUAUAGGGCAGGCAACCAUUACAAGCACUUGGCGACUCGCCUCAUAGGGCGACAGGGCUCUCGGACUCGGUAGCGUGGGUCCCAUGCACGGAUGCUAUGUAGGGUUCGGAGUAGGAAAUGAGGCUGUUCAGCAUCACAGGUGAGGUUGCUUUUCUAUAUUAAAGCUGAACUUCACUCCAAUGCUGUUGAGUCCUGUCUCUUUUCCACCCUCACCCACGACCACGUCUUCAACUUCCCGUCAUCAACUCCAUCGGCACCAUGAAGGUCUCUCUCGGCUCUGUGCUCCUUGGAGCGCUGCUUGCCAGCACACCCGCUGAGGUUGUGGCCCAUCCUGGCCAUCCCAGUACGUGCGUGGUCACCACCAAGCGGAAGGAGUUCCGAACCUUGUCCAACGUCCAAAAGCUCAACUUCCUGGCCUCGGUCAAGUGCCUCAUGAACCGUCCCCCCGCCCUUUCAGCCACAUACCCAGCCUCGACAUCACGAUGGACCGAUUUCCUCCUCAUUCACCAAGCAAAUACCCCUUUUGUUCACUGGGCGGGCCAGUUCCUCCCCUGGCAUCGUGCGUUCCUUCAGGACUUUGAGGAUGCCCUCCGCAAUGAGUGCGGUCUUAUCGGCGGCAUCCCCUACUGGAACCCGGCCCUUGACUUCGCCAAUCUCACCGCAUCACCAGUGCUGUCUGGCCCUCUAUCCUUUGGUGGGAACGGUGUUGGUCCCGUAGUCGUCCCGCCAGGAGGCCAAUCCAGCGAUGGCAACUGCGUCAUUGAUGGCUUCUUCGGCAACGUCAGCGUCCGGGUUGCCCAGGGUCCUGCUCCGGGCCAGGUUGCAGACCGGUGCCUCCUGCGCUACAUCCGCCAGGACUUUGCCUCCUACUGGAUGAACCCCAGCCAUGUUGCCACAGUUUUGGCUCAGCCUGACUACGCAACUUUUGCGCCUCUCAUUGAGGGUGAUAUGAUCCCUCCUGAUGUUUUCCCUACCAUGGGCAUUCACACUGGUGGCCACGCUACUAUGGGUGGUGACAUGUCUGACAUGUUCACCUCUAACUCUGACCCCAUCUUCUACCCUUUCCACACCAACAUCGACCGUCUCUGGGCCAAGUGGCAGGCUGCCAACCCCACUGCCCGUCAGUACGACAUCUCGAAUCCCAUUGCUCCACGCGGUGUUAUUCAGAUGUGGCCCAACCCUCCUGCCGGCAAUGUUACGCUUGACUAUGAGCUCUCGCCACUCAAGGUGGGCGGCUCUUCGACUGUCACCACGGUUGGGCAGAUCAUGAAUACCAAGGGCAAGGGGGUGCCGUCUGCGCCUGGGAAGCCUAAUGGGAUUUUGUGCUAUGAGUAUGUUGAAUAAGAUAUCAUGUUAGCUUGUGGUGUGGUAAAGGAAUAGAAAUUUGAGGACACCUAUCUGGUGCUCUCCUUUCAGCAGAACUCGUGUUUG